AUGAUUGGGUAUGUGGAGAACCUUGAGAAGUUGGGAUUUCCCCUCGAAAAAGAAAUUGCGACUGAUUUAAUGUUGCAAUCAUUGUCGGAUAGCUUCACUCAAGUUGUCCUUAAUUUCAAUAUGAAUGAUAUGAACAAAAUUCUUCCAAAACUGCUAAGUAUGUUAAGAACCGCUGAGCAGAAUCUGAAGUCAAAAGGGAAUUCCAUUCUAAUGGGGCUACAAAGGAGUAGAGAGUUGGAAAAAGGUGAAGUUGAUCCACGAGUUGGCAAUGGAGCAAAGGUUGCGGCUUUAGCCAUUGGAACUUAUGUAUUAACUUUACCUAGUGGUUUAAUAAUUCAUUUGGAGAAUUGUUACUAUGUACCUGCAAUUAGCAGGAAUCAGUGGGAGGAAAGCAUUGAUACACCUAUGGAUGAAUUAGAGCAAAAAACACAAGCAGUUGUGGAAGAGCAACCUUCUCAAGUAGAACAAGGCCAACGUAGGUUAAGUAGGAUACAUCACCAACCUGAGAGAUAUGGAUAUCUCAUAAAUGAUCAAGGUGAUGUAUUGCUCAUGGAUCAAGAUGAGCCUGAAAUCUACCAAGAGGCCAUUAGUGGUCCUGAGUUUGAGAAGUGGCUAGAAGCCGUGAAAUUUGAAAUGGAUUCCAUGUACACAAACCAGGUUUGGACCUUGGUAGAGCCUUUUGUAGGGGUUAAUCUUAUAGGAUGCAAGUGGUUCUUUAAAAAGAAGACUGACAUGGAUGGCAAGAUUUUACUUGCUAUUGCUACAUAUCAUGAUUAUGGAAUAUGGCAGAUGGAUGUCAAGAUUGUUUUCCUUAAUAGGAACCUUCUUAAGGAUGUAUUACAUAUUACUCAUUGGAAACGAUGUCCCUACCUUGCAACAAGUGAAAACUUGGCUAGGAAAUGCUUUUCUAUGAAGGACCUAGGUGAAGCAGCCUAUAUAUUAGGAAUCAGCAUCUAUAGAGAUAGAUCACAAAAACUUCUUGGCCUAAGUCAGAGUACAUACAUAGACAAAGUGCUGAGACGCUUUAAUGUGCAUGAUUCCAAGAAAGGGUUCAUACCUAUGCAACAUGGCAUGUGUAUAUCCAAAACACAAUCCCCUUCAACUAAGGAAGAAAGGGAUCGCAUGAAUAAGAUUCCAUAUGCAUCAGCAAUAGGAUCUAUCAUGUAUGCCAUGUUAUGUACUCGGUCAGAUGUCUUUUAUGCUUUAAGUGCAACGAGUAGGUACCAAUAUGAUCCCGGUGAUACUCAUUGGGUGGCUGUCAAGAAUGUCCUUAAAUACUUGAGAAAGACUAAGGACUCAUUCUUGAUAUAUGGAGGUCACGAAGAGCUUGCUGUAAUUGGAUACACCGAUGCUAGCUUCCAGACAGAUAAGGAUAACUUUAGAUCGCAAUCUCGUUAUGUGUUUUGCUUAAAUGGUGGCACUAUCAGCUGGAAAAGUUCAAAGCAAGAUACAGUUGCUGAUUCUACAAUCGAGGCCGAGUACAUUGUUGCCUCAAAUGCAGCAAAGGAGUCUGUUUGGAUCAAGAAGUUCAUUAGCGAACUUGGCAUAAUCCCUAGCAUUGUGGAUUCCAUUGAUCUCUAUUGUGACAACAAUGGUGCUAUUGCACAAGCUAAGGAUCCUAGAUCUCACCAACGAUCCAAACACAUACUCGGGCGCUAUCACCUCUUUCGAAAGAUAAUAGAUAGGGGAUGUGAAGAUAUGCACAAUACCUACACUUGA
Vicia villosa (hairy vetch) is the source of this 1719-nucleotide messenger RNA. RefSeq lists its product as uncharacterized. Bases 1 to 1719 code for a protein of 572 amino acids. The record is from RefSeq and is a predicted model, not a curated record. The transcript has 5 exons. Lineage: Eukaryota; Viridiplantae; Streptophyta; Magnoliopsida; Fabales; Fabaceae.